Molecule: messenger RNA, 1203 nt
Organism: Trichosporon asahii var. asahii CBS 2479
Lineage: Eukaryota; Fungi; Basidiomycota; Tremellomycetes; Trichosporonales; Trichosporonaceae
Product: chorismate mutase
Exons: 4
Coding region: 1-1203 (400 amino acids)
Biological process (GO): aromatic amino acid biosynthetic process; chorismate metabolic process
Cellular component (GO): cytoplasm
Molecular function (GO): chorismate mutase activity
Source: RefSeq, a predicted model, not a curated record
AUGAACCUCACGACCGGCGCGAGCGCCGACCAGAUCCUGAGUCUGGACAAUAUCCGCUCGCAGCUCAUUCGGCUCGAGGACACAAUCAUCUUCUCUUUCUCCACUGUCACGGCUCUUCUCUCCGAAGAGCUAGCCAGCGCCCUCAAGCCAGAGCUCGCCAGAGCUUGCCCGACACCGCGGCCAGUCACGCGAUGGGGGCGCGCCCCGAAGUCUAAUGGGGCCGCUGGCUCAGAGGAAAGCGCGAAUAGAGCUCCAGCUCAAGGAGGAGGGCGAGCAGGAAGCAUGCUCAUCGAACGCGCCCAGUUUGCCCUGAACAAGAAGAUCUACGACCCGCAGGGAUUCAAGGACCAGAUCGACUUUGAGGGAUCAUGGCUUGACUGGUUCCUGUUUGAGACUGAGUCUUUCCACGCCAAGGCGAGACGCUUCACUAGGAAGGAUACGGAGGCUGCAGUAAGCGAUCCAGCGAAAGUGGCAGCUCAGCAAGCGGAGACAGAAGAGCGACUGCAAGAGAAGUGCGCAAGGACCAAGCUGACCCCCAGUCCCGACGAGCACCCCUUCACGCCGAUCGAGAAGCUUCCCUCGCCCAUCAUCGCAGCCCAAGAGUUCCCCCACCUGCUGCACGAGCCGAGCGCGGUGCACCCCUCGACAAACGUGAACAAGCGCAUCCUCGACUUUUACAUCAACCACAUCGUGCCGGGCAUCACGGAAGUGCCGCCCGGCUCGCCCAAGACCUCGCGCCGCCUGUCGUCCUCGGGUUCCAACCCGCUCGACGACGGCAACUACGGCAGCGCGGCGACGCGCGACGUCGAGGUACUGCAGGCCCUCUCCCGCCGCAUCCACUUUGGCAUGUUCGUGUCCGAGUCCAAGUUCCGCUCCGCCCCCGCCGACUUUAUCCCCCACAUCCAGGCGCAGCCGCCCAACACGGCCGAACUCGAGAAACUCAUCACCAAGCCUGAAGUGGAAAGGAAGCUGCUCGUCCGCCUCGGCAACAAGGCGCGCGUGUAUGGGUGCGAGAUGGAUGCGAACGGGCACGUCAUUCCCGAUGACAGCAUGCGCAAAAUCGACAUUGAGCAGGUCGUUCGCCUGUAUCGCGACUGGGUCAUACCCCUCACCAAGGACGUCGAGGUCGAUUAUCUCGUCCAUCGCCUCGAUGGCGUGAGCCAGGAGCAGAUCGACCGAUGGAUGCAGACGAACAAGUACUAA